Molecule: messenger RNA, 2214 nt
Organism: Cercopithifilaria johnstoni
Lineage: Eukaryota; Metazoa; Nematoda; Chromadorea; Rhabditida; Onchocercidae
Source: the annotation of a GenBank genome assembly
AUGCUACAGCAUUCGGCCCCAUUUGUUCAGGUACAAGUAGGCACACGUACCUAUGAUGCCAACGAAAUCCAAAAGCUUAUCCCUCAACUGGAGGAAACUAUUGAGAAAAAAGAACGUCAAAUUCGACAGCAGCAAAGUACCGUGGAAACACAGUUGAAAAGGAUCAAUGAACUGGAAAAAGAAGUGAGGACAUUACAGUCAGAAUGUGACAAACUUCGUUCAGUACUUGAUCAAAAAACACAAUCCGUUGCAGCAUUGAGCAGCAGUCAAAAGAUUUCAUGGGGUACUGAAGAGUUGCGAACUGAGCUUCAGCAGAAGGCGGUAUUGCCAACUGCCGAUGAUGGUGUUCGUUCCAAGAAAAUGGCAGUAUCUGCAGAACCAGCUAGUCUCGAUACGCAGAAAGCUACUUUGCAACACCAUCCGAAAUCUGCUGGUUCGAAACAGCUUAUUCGGGAUGCAGUUCAGAAGAAUGACUUCUUGCGACAGCUUGCUAAAGAGCAAGUUAUAGAACUCGUAGAAUGCAUGUAUGAAAUGCGUGCUCGUGCAGGUCAAUGGGUCAUACAGGAGGGUGAGCCCGGAGAUCGACUGUUUGUUGUCGCGGAGGGACAGCUUCAAGUAUCACGCGAAGGUAUUGUGUUGGGAAAGUUGGGAGCAGGAGUCGUUAUGGGUGAACUUGCUAUACUUUAUAACUGUGUUAGAACAGCAUCUGUGCAAGCAUUGUCAGAUGUUCAGUUAUGGGUUUUGGAUCGUUCUGCUUUCCAAUUGAUUACUAUGCGUUUAGGCAUGGAAAGACAUGCACAGCUAAUGGCAUUUCUUAGCAAAGUAUCGUUAUUUGAAAAUUUAUCGGAAGAUCGAAUAUCAAAAAUUGCUGAUGUUUUGGACCAAGAUUAUUAUUCUGGUGGGAAUUAUAUUAUUCGAGAAGGAGAAAAGGGUGACACAUUCUUCAUCCUUACAAAUGGUCAGGUUCGUGUUACACAGCAGAUUGAAGAUGAGCCGGAACCUCGAGAGAUACGUAUUUUAAAACAAGGCGAUUUCUUCGGUGAAAAAGCCCUUCUUGGUGAAGAGGUAAGAACAGCGAAUGUCAUCGCAAUUAAUCCAGGUGUUGAGGUUCUGACACUUGACAGGGAGUCAUUCGCAAAAUUAAUUGGAGAUCUCGAAGCCUUAAAUCGAGAUUACGGGGAUUCACAAAGGAGAGCCACUGUUGUUGUACCUGAGCCACUAUCGCCAAAAAAGACUGCUGAGGAAAAGGAAUUUGCUGAUUUGCAAUUAAAAAAUUUGAAAAGGAUUGUUACACUUGGUGUUGGUGGUUUUGGUCGUGUUGAAUUGGUUUGCAUCAAUGGUGACAAAAUGCGGACAUUUGCAUUGAAAGCUUUGAAAAAGAGGCAUAUUGUAGAUACAAAGCAACAAGAGCAUAUUUUUGCUGAAAGAAAUAUUAUGAUGGAAACUCGUUCAGACUGGAUUGUUAGGUUAUACACAACAUUUCGUGAUGCCAAAUAUGUUUAUAUGCUGAUGGAAGUUUGUUUGGGUGGUGAGUUAUGGACUACGCUUCGAGAUAGAGGGCAUUUCGACGACUAUACCGCUCGAUUUUAUGUCGCUUGUGUUUUGGAAGCACUUGAAUAUCUUCACAGAAAAAACAUUGUUUACCGAGAUUUAAAGCCAGAAAACUGCUUACUCACCCAAACAGGAUACCUCAAACUUGUCGAUUUCGGUUUCGCAAAAAAGUUAGCAAGUGGACGCAAAACAUGGACUUUCUGUGGUACACCGGAAUAUGUUUCACCUGAAAUUAUUCUUAACAAAGGACAUGACCAGGCAGCUGAUUAUUGGGCAUUAGGAAUUUAUAUUUGUGAAUUAAUGCUCGGUCGUCCACCAUUUCAGGCCGCAGAUCCUAUGAAAACUUACACGUUAAUACUAAAAGGCGUGGAUGCCUUAGAAAUUCCAAAUCGGCGAAUUGGGAAAACGGCAACGGCUCUUGUUAAGAAACUCUGCAAAGAUAAUCCCGGUGAACGUCUUGGGUGCGGUAGUGGAGGUGUUGGUGAUAUUCGUAAACAUAGGUGGUUUAUGGGUUUCGACUGGGAAGGGCUGAGGUCAAGAAUUUUGAAAGCACCAAUUGUACCAAAGGUGGCAAAUCCCUCGGAUGUAACAAACUUUGAUAGCUAUCCACCGGAGCAAGACGUACCACCUGAUGAGUUUUCUGGUUGGGAUGAAGGCUUCUAA